AUGCAGGUUACCGAGAAUGAAGAAAACGUAUGGAAACUGUGUUCAGAAGUUCGCGACCGACAGCCCGCAGAAUUACCCAGCUGCUACGUUGUAUUCGUGUCAAACGAUAAACGUACCGUACCUCUAUGGCGUCAACGUGCAGGAAAGGAAGAGGAGAAACUUGUAAUCUGGGAUUACCAUGUUCUCUUUCUUUAUGCCCCGGAUGAUCGUUGCCUCGUCUACGAUCUUGAUUCGGAGUUGCCAUUCCCUACACAUUUCCACAAGUACGUGACAGAAACCUUCCGUACUGACCACAUUUUGAAAUCAGACUACUUCAGAUAUUUCCGAGUAUUCCCUGCAUCAGUUUAUCUGCAGCACUUCUCAUCCGAUCGUAGGCACAUGAAGCGCCCAGAUGGAUCGUGGAUCAAACCACCACCGGACUAUCCACCAAUUACCACUUCUGCCAGUCCACAUAAUUUGGAAGAGUUUAUAAACAUGGAUCCCACUAAAGGACAUGGAGAGGUCAUGAACCUGACGCAACUGGUCCGUAAGUUUUAUCCUCAGGCCUAAGGGUCUUAUCCUGGAUUCAGCUAUGCGCAGGAGAUGGCUCCAUGCAAGAUAUCACCACCGUUAUGAGCUUAUGAGGCUGUUUUUCAUCAGUGAACCUUCUUUCCCUUGUGAAGUAUUGCAGAGAGCAUUCAGCUAUUCUCAGCAACAUUAUAGUUUAUCAAGUUUAUUCGCAAUUGCAAUGUUAUUAUCUCUGCAUGGAAACGGAAUUUGAUUUGCAUUCAGUCUCCAAAAGCAAGCUUUCCUGCGUGAGCUGUUUCAUUUUCACCACAUCGAAUGAAGAUAAUUCCCCUAUAUACGUCAUACUGUUUAUCAAGUUAGUCCCUCAUAUAAUUGUCAUCGAUUUACUAUUCUCUUAAAAGUUUCUUAAUCAAUUGUUGCUUGGAAAUUUUUCCGGCAUGAUUGUUUGACUGAAUGCUUAUGUCUGUGAUGAUAUUGUAAAUGUAGGGUACAUGAAUAGACUGUUCAUUUUGCUCUUAGACUCUUUACUAUUUCACAACUCAUAAUCUUUAUUUAUGUAAUUUUACUUAAGUUUCUUCUGUCACAGAUUAAUUGUAUAUUAAGAGUUAAUUUUAUUUUGUUAAAUAAUUUUAAAAGUGUGCAGUUUGUAUAAAUAAUUUUAAACUAUUCAGAAUACUUGAAUUGAAAGAACACUGCUAAUGAGAUUUAUUAUUUUUUUAAUUUAAUUAUAAUUUAAAAUGAUAAAGGGUUUGUAAUUAUUUAUUUUUUUACUUAUAGUGAUGUUUUUCUGUUGCCCAUUUUUUUAAAAACAAUUUCUGUCUAAAUGUUGAAGUUAUGAAUUUAUUAUAAUAUUAAAAUAUAUUUGACAGUGUGCUUAGCACAGAAAGUGAUUUUAUUAACUUCAAAAUCAAGUGACUUCACGAUUAGAAAAAAGAAAAUCGUCAUAAGAAAAUAUUGUUACUGUUGUCUAUUAUUGGUCAGGUGAGAGAUGACGAGAAUGAUGUAAAUUUUGGAGAUAACAUACAAAAUAUAAGCCUAUGGAAUUGGAAACCAAUUUUAUUCUUUCUUAAUGAGUUUUGUUAAUAAUGUUUUGUCAGAUAGUUGUUGAAAAAAUCAAAAUUUCACUAAAAAUGUAAUUAAUUGAAUCGUCUUGGGAAUAAAGAGAACCCAAAUCUCCAUGGUAAGUGGAGUCCCCUGCACUUUUGCAGUUUCCUUACAGAAUUGUUUCUGUAUAAUAUUGUCAAUUUUACUUUAUUCAAUAACAACUUUGUUAUAGUAGGCAAAUAUGGAUUGUGUAAUCCACUCAAUUUUAUAAAAACUUUGUUGUUAACCAUUCAUUAUUUGAAUUGAUUUGAUGAAAGAUGGCAAUUUUGUGAAUGUUUUUUUAAAGGCCAUAUUUGUGGCAUAUAAACUCUUAUCAUAUCUGGCAUAGCCAUUGGAUCUCUCCUUUUUAAUGGUCCAUUUAUAAAUCUCUUACAUGGGAACAAAAUUUUCCAAGGGAACAAAACACAAUUAGUGACUUUUUUUUACUACAAAAUGACUAAAUGUUUAAAUGCCAAACUAGUUUGCAAAAUUUAAUUUCAUUAAUUAUUUCUAAAUUACUCUUGUUUCUCUAAAUUAUUAUGUCCAAGCUUAGGAGGCCUCAUGAUUUCAAACUGGCAUUCAUAAAAUGAAACUGCUUUUAUGAACUUGUAUAAAUAUUUGAAGAACAGUAGCUGUAACAUCUGGCAUAAAAUAAAACAUUCGAUAAGAACCACCAAUAGGUAAUUUGAGAAAUUUUGUUUCAUUCUCUUGUUAGUAAAGACAUCUCUUGUUUAUUUCUUUGACAAAAAGCUGCUGAAUAUAUUUAUUGUUUUUUGUUAUUAUUUAAUGAAUAUAUAUUUUGAAAAUACUGCGUACUUGCACAUCACUGUCAUCAGUGCUUGUGAAAUUACAAGAAUGCAAAAAGUGUUGUAUAAGCUUUAGAAUAUUAUAUUUCAUUUACACUUGGGUUUAAUUAUUUCACAGAUCGAUUAGUAUAUGAAGAACCUUGAGCUCGUUAACUGUAUUAAAAAAUAAACACGAAGAUGAAUCAAUGAAUUGUCUACACAUGUACCCAAUGAUUUUUUGCUUUAAACCGUUGUUACAUAUUGUUAGUGAAAACAGUUCAUCAGCUUGUCAUACAUGAUAAUAUUAACUGAUGCUCAAUAAGUAUUCUCUCAACAGUGAAAGCUUUACAUGCCUGUAUAUGAAAUGGAUUAUGUUUUGAGCUUUAGAAUCAAACAAAUAGUUAAACAAAUUAAUUAUUGAGUUUUAAGGUAAUGUUUUUUCAUCCUGUUUAUGGUUAUGAAAGUUCAAAAUUUGUAGGUGCGAAUCUGCAAGUAAUGACGCUUUGCUUAGCAUGAUAGUUCUUUUGUACUUUUUGUAUAAUAAAAUGCAAAAGGUUUAUUUAUCUUAGUCUGUGAAACAGAAUAUUUUAUGAAACUUAAGUUUAUUUUUAAAAAUCAUUAAUAGUACAAUUGACUUGUGUACAAAGGAACAUAGUUUCUUGAUUGUAUUUUAACCUGACUUUUAAAAGUGUUGACAAAAUGAUGAAAUGUUUAGAGGAACUUGACUGCAAUGAAUUUGGAGUUCUAAAAAGUGUUUCUUCUGACUGAUGUCUAAUUUAUAAGGGACUUUUAUUCUUCAGGGAAUGUGCUAUUGCCUCCAAGAUCAUUUCUUCUAGCUUGAAAAUAUUACAAAUUUGUAAAAUUACGAUAUAAAUGAAACUCUUACUAUUUGCUUAUUUUUUAUAAUACUUUUUUCUUUCUUUUAAAGAAAGGUGUCAAAUGAGAAAGUGACAUAGAUGUUUAAGUUAAUGGUUUUUAAUAAUUGUUGUCUUUUCAGUGUUGAUCUGUGUUGUUAAGUUGUCAAUAUUGUCUAUAAUUGUUGAAUAACAAAUUUUUACUAGUAGUGGUGAUACCAUAAUCAUUUAUACAAUUUUCACUAUACUCAUUGUAUCAUCGAUAUCAAUUAUUGCAAUACUGUUCAAUUUUUGGUUUCCAGUGGUCCAUGUGAAACUUCAGGGAACUCAGUAAAAUUUUGAUUAUCCUUUACAAAUAUUGCAAAUCAUGAGUACAACUACUUUUCUAUUGGUCCUAACAUAUAAUAGUGUGUGUAUUUACCUACAAAUCUUUUUUUUUCUUAUUACAUUGGCAAUUGCACUUCAGCAAUAAUUCUUACAAUUGUAUAUUAAGUUGAUUUUACUGCCUUAGCUAGAAAUAUACUCAUACUGGAUAGAAAAUUGGUUACGAACAUAAGAGACAUAAUGUUAGAUACAAAGUGUAAUCUUUUUUAUGAAAUCACUUUUAACUGUAUGCAAUGGUUAUUUGAGAAGAUUUUCCAAUUCAUUAGGUAAUAUUAUACAAGAUAGGAAUUUGCUUAGGAUAAUUUUAUUGCUUGAUGAAAAACCAAGCAGUUUUGUACAGGAUAAUAAAUUACUUGCUGCAGUUUUCACCCUGUACUUAAUAUUCUAGUUAUUGCUCAUUGCCAGAGCUUGGUGAACAUCAGUUAGUCCCAAUUUUUAUCAGAAACUAUGCAUAGUUCUCUUUUUCAUCCUGUCUGUUUUUUGUGAUUUGCUCUUCACAUCUCAGAAAUUCUUCCAAUCUUUCACCCUUUCUGUGUUAUAUAUAAUUAUACGUAAUGAAAGUCCUUUUGAUACUAUUGAAAGCAUAACAUAAUACUGUAUAAUAUCAUCUGAUUCUUUAUUAUUGUAGGCUUUGACCAAGUUUUGCUAGAUUUAGACUGUUUCCUAAUGUACUGUUAAAAUUUCUCCUGUCUGGCAUGCCAUGUGUGGAUGGGUACUGAGCUCCUUUUUUUUGUCACAAAUUGCUAUUUCAUUCAGUCUUUUUCAAUAUUUCAUGUGUAGAUGAUUAAUAGUCAGAGCAGUCUUUAGCUUUGAUCUUUUUACGAAAUAUUCUCAUUAGGUCAGAAAAAAAUUAUUAAUCAGUUAAUCAUUACUGAUAAUUACCAUAUCUUUCAACAUGUUAUAUUUAAAAAAAUAGUUAAUUUACUUAACUGUUGAAAUGACUAGUUGACAUAUAAAUGCUUUGAAAUUGUGUAUUGAUUUAAACAAUAUUUUUGUGGUGUGUUUGCAAAGAUGAGCACCUAAUUAUGAAUGGAUAAUGAAAAUUAUUGUAAUGUCAUAGGAUGUUAAAUUUUUGCUUUUGAUCUUUUCCCCCUUAAGCAUAACUUUAACUUGAAUUUCAAAUCUUCAUAAAAUAUAUUUCAAAAGCGAUAAUACUUUUGAGGGUUAAACAGAAGUAUUACAAGCAAACAAGUGGUAUUGUUGAAUGUAUGACUAGAAAUUGAGAGAUGCCAAUUGCUAAAGAUGUUAGUUGUAACGAAACCGCUGUCUAGAAUAGGAAACUUAAGAUAUAUCAUAUAUAAUUUUUAAUUACUAUACAGCAACAAAGAAGAGAAAUAAUUAUAAAUCUGGAUCUGCAAUGAAUUGUUUCCAUAAUUUGGAAAUGUUAAUUAGGUGAUUAUGCAACCCAAAAAUCCACAUGUCCGCGAUGUUCAUAACUUCAUAUUAAUUCAUAAAUUCUUUGGUUUUAAAUUAUGAAAUGUUGUUUUGCAAAAUUGAAAGCAAUUUAUAAAUUGGGAAAAAAUUAAUAAAAUUUAUAUAUCCACUCAAGAAUGUUGUGCUCAUGUGCCAAAUAUUUUCUAGAGUCAAUAGCUGCCUGAAUGUGGAGCCAUUAGUUGUUAUCUAUAACUUAUAUGUUAAUUUUUGCAAAAAGAAAUUUAAAGUUUAGUUGAUCUCAUGUUUUUAUUCAGAAUAUUUGUGAAGAGUUUUUUUUUUUUUUUUUUUACACAUAUUAAUUUCGUGUUUAUGCAUUGGAGAUAAUUAUCUGUAAAUUGUGACAAGUGUUAUUGUGAAUAACGUUGUUAUUAGAGUUCAUGUUCAUAUUGAACUGGAUACACAGCACUCUAUUCAGUGAACAACAAGCAACAUAUGGUCUGAAGCUUAUUUUGAACAGGGAACUGGCAGAAUUUUAGGGUCAGACUGACCAUCUGCAAGUUAGACAAAUGGCAGAAUUAGGUACCAAGUACAAGAGUGCUAGCUGCCAUCUAUUUAUCUAGUCCAUUUCAUCUGUUUCAUUUAGAAUUCCUUUUGAUUAAGUUGAAAGAACUUGCAAAAGCUGAGCAAGUUAUUGGAUCUGUAGGGAUUGUAUAAUUGAUGGUGUUGAGUCACAUCUUGGUCUGAUAUUGAGGAUUAAUUUCGUUCUAAAAUGCACUUUCAUUUCUAUAUGUAUUUUAUUUUCAAGUGAUUUUCUAUUAGUAGAUCAUCUUAAUUUACAUUGAUAGACUACCCUAAUGUUUCUUCCUUUAUUGCAAUUCAAAUUUUUUACCUUUUAUUUUUGUUUCUUUUUUCCUUAGACAUUUUUUUGUUAUUACUAGUGUACAAGUCUGAAAUAUGGAAGGAGCUCAGUUCCAAUUUUGACAUGUGCGUGCAAGACAGAUCUGAUCGUGUAUUUUCACUGUCUUUUCCUGUCGUGUUACUUAUAUGGAUAAGUUCAGUCUUGGAAAAGAGGAUUGCAUCACUUAACAUAAUAUAUUUAUGGAGUCAAAGCAAUUCAGUAUCAUUUUAUUGAAUUCUCUUUUAGUGCUAAUGUAUGGUUCAAAAUGCUGUUUUAACGAUUUAUUGCAAGUAUUAUGAGAUCUGUGUCAAAUUUUUGAUUGAUUUUCUGAAUGUUGAAUUACAAUAUUUAGAUUGAGAUUUUUAAAUACAUUAAAAUGUAUUUUCACCUUCAAUAAUUUUUCAUACCAGAUUAAUUUUAUCUUUUAAUUAAGAAAGUGGAUGUUAUAAACUCUGAGAAGAAUAAUAAAAAUUGACAAAAUGUUUAAUCUAAACAUUCUGUCAAUCUUAGAACUUCAUCUUAUCCAAAGGUUUAUUGAAGUUCAUUCAAUGAGAAAUAAUACUGAAAGAAAUUGUUGACAUUUUCUAAAAUGUGUUAAUACGAAUGUUGAAUGUAAUUUUAACAGUACCCCUAACAUGGAAUUCGUUGUUAAGGAAUGUGUAAAGGUCGUAAUAAUCCUCUGUUCCAAGCCUGAAUAUAUCACACAUAAUUGUGUGAUGAAAUUUUAAAACAAAGCAAUUGAAAGACUGCAAACUCUCAUUGCCUUCUGAUGUUACUCUAUCUUUCUUAAUGUGUCUGUGUAAGCUUUCUGCACUCUCUUCUUUCCUCCCUACCUUUCAUUUCCUCUCUUCUCCUCUCUUUUUCUCCCUUCUAAUCUCCUGUAUUUCCUUCUGAUAGGGAGAACCUGACAUGUGUAGGAUGCAUUAUAUAUACCGUAUAUAUUCACCGUUGCAAAUGAAUGUUAGUGUCAUUAACAUAUUUACAUUGUGACAAAAGUAUUGUUUCUGUGAAUUAUCAGGUGCAAGUAAAUGCACUGUGACCUGAAAAAGUAACUAAUUUUUUGAAACUAUUGAUAGGGAUAUUCUUGCCUUACAGCAGCACUGAUUGGCUAGGGAAAUACAAUGAUAACUUCUACAACAGUACAAUAGUUGUUUUUGAAAUAGGUAUAUUGUCAUUAGCAUAUCAUACAGGAAGUUUGUGUGUUAUUUCUCCGUUACAUGGAAGGAUUUUGUAUGCAUUGUAAUAAUGGGACAUGUUUUGAAAAGAAUCUAUCGUUGCAAAGAUGCAUGUUUAUGCAUUCUUAACAUUCCAUCUUAUUUUUACAUAUUAAACUGAAACGCGAUAGGUGAACUCUCUAUGAGCUGCUGCUGAAGUUAUAUAAGCUUUGAUUUAAAGUCCUUAAAGAGCCAUAUCUUCAAAAUUUAAUUUUUUGGUUAGUUUUCCUGUUGUCUGCAAUUGGUAAUUCAAAAGACACUCGUGAACCUCCAUAUAUUGAUGUUUCAAUUAAUGAAAUUGAAAUAUAAUGAGCGUGUUUUUGUAAUCGUUCAUUUUCUUUUUAAGUAAAAUGUAAAUGAGUAUUUAUGAUGGGAAACAUUUGUGUAAAGCAUUACUUCAAUGUUCUUUCUUUUGUAAAUUGUUCAGUGACCAAGUACAAUUUUCCUCUCCAUUGUCAUCCCUGUUAAAAAUUUCAUAUUUUUCAUCAAAUUGUAUCUCUUCUCAGUUUCAUCCCACCAGUCCUUUAAAACUUAUUACUUGAUUACAAUGAAUUUUUACUUUUUGUAAAAUCUUUGAAUUGAGAGAUUUAAAGAAUUUGAGACAAAACAAAAUAAUAGUUUAGGUCAUCUCUAGAACUUCGACUUACGAAAAUAAUACUUUUUUACCAAGUUGGUACCAAAAGUAAUCAAAUAAAUAACUUCCACAAAGUUGAUAAAGGUUGUUGUGGAUUUGCAAACACGUUUGAACUUUACAUCUUCUCUUGUUCAGUAACUUGCAGAAG
Messenger RNA from Gryllus bimaculatus (two-spotted cricket), 7881 nucleotides. The record is from the annotation of a GenBank genome assembly. NCBI's taxonomy places the organism in Eukaryota, Metazoa, Arthropoda, Insecta, Orthoptera, Gryllidae.